UUCGUCGAGCGUGUUCAAAGGCCAAUCGCCAUCCUCAGUACAGGAGAAUCCACAUACAGAAUCCCAAACUGAAAGCUCGAACGGUCAGCUGAACGUUGGCUAUGCUGAAUCUGAGCACCAUCCUGCUGAGCUGAGCGCUUGAGCAAUUGGCAUGGGUAUGAUCCGGUGGCUCUUUCGUUCGAAAAAACCCUGGCACUCCUUGCUUAGUCAUCCAAAUCCGGGGAAGUUGCUCUGUCAGCCUUUCAGAUCUCCUGUUCCCCACCCGAAACUGCACCAGAUCUCAUCAGCUCGAAUUUAUUUUUCUCCUUCGAAUUGUAAAUCACUCAGCUGUUUACAGCAUCAACCUACAGCUUGAAUGCCAAUGCUGGUCGAUGCUUCUUUCUCCUCAUUGUUUCCUAUAUCUGUCAGAUGCAGCCAAGACUUGGAAAUUGAACUUUGCAGUUGCCUGCAGUCCCUGGGUAGCUGUGCACAGAAUGGCGCCCAUCCUGCAUCAGUUCCUGGGUGCAGUGCAGCGCAGUGCAUGACGCAGCAUGCUAAAAUUGGAAACCGCGGUGUCCAAGAUUAGAAGCUUGAAAGCCGUGGCUGAUCUUGAAACCAUGGAGACGGGCAUCCCUGAAGGGGGAGAGGACACGACGACCGGCACGCGUCCUACGAUUUAGGACGGGACCGCCGCACCACUCGCCGGGCCGGCCCUUCACCGGUUUAAGUGCUCGCCGCUCCCGCCUUGACGCAUUCUUCUUCUUCUUCUUCCCCCCGCCGCGCGCGCAAGGACCAACAGGAGGGGCCCACACCUCCUGACCCGCCGAGACAGUCGUCGACCGACCCGCCGGCUGACCGGUUUGGUUCCGCCGCCGGGGCCGGGCACAAUGGCGGGAGCCGUGAUCGUGCACCACACCACGAGGUACAAGACCUACCCCGGCGAGAUCACCGGCAUCGUCGUCUUCGCCUGCCUCAUCGCCUCCGUCGCCGGCUGCAUCUUCGGCUACGACAUCGGCCUCACCUCCGGGUUGACGUCGACGGAGCCGUUCCUGGUCAAGUUCUUCCCGUCCAUCUACGAGGAGAUGAAGAAGCAGGUGGUCGUGAACCAGUACUGCAAGUUCGACAGCCAGCUCCUGACGCUCUUCAGCUCCUCCCUCUUCCUCUCCGCCAUGACCGCCGCCUUCCUCGCCGGGCCCCUGACCCGGUCCUUCGGCCGCAAGUGGACCCUGUUCACCGCCGCGUCCGCGUACGUGUGCGGCGCGUGCCUCGGCGGCGUGUCCGUCAACUUCCCGAUGCUACUCGCCGGCCGGAUCCUCGUCGGCGCCGGCGUCGGGCUGUCCAUCCAGGCGUCCCCGCUCUACAUCUCGGAGAUGGCCCCCGCGCAGCAGCGCGGGAUGCUCAACAUCAUGUUCCAGCUGAUGAUCACGGUGGGCAUCCUGACGGCGAACAUGACCAACUACCUGGCGUCCAAGAUCCCCGGAGGGUGGGGGUGGCGCAUCGCCGUGGCGUUCGGCGCCGUCCCCGCCGGCGUCAUCGCGCUGGGGUCGCUGGCCAUCCCGGACACGCCGACGUCGCUGAUCCAGCGCGGGGACACGGCGACGGCGCGCAAGACGCUGGCGCAGAUCCGCGGCGUCGGCGACGUGCGCGAGGAGUUCGACGACCUGUCGACGGCGAGCGAGGACGCCAAGGCCGUGGAGAGCCCGUGGCGGGAGCUCUUCUUCGGCGGCAAGUACAAGCCCCAGCUGACGUUCGCGCUGCUCAUCCCCUUCUUCCAGCAGCUCACCGGCAUCAACGUCAUCAUGUUCUACUCGCCGGUGCUGUUCAAGACGGUCGGGUUCAAGCAGAACGCCUCGCUCGUGUCCUCCGUCAUCACCGGCCUCGUCAACGUCUUCUCCACCUUCGUCGCCGUCCUCACCGCCGACAAGGUCGGCCGCCGCGCCCUCUUCCUCCAGGGCGGCACGCAGAUGAUCAUCUCCCAGAUCCUGGUGGGCACCUUCAUCGGGCUGCAGUUCGGGAUGAGCGGGACGGGGGCCAUCUCCGAGCAGUACGCCAUGUGCAUCGUGCUGUUCGUGUGCGUGUACGUGGCCGGGUUCGCCUGGUCGUGGGGGCCCAUGGGGUGGCUGAUCCCCAGCGAGAUCUACCCGCUGGCGGUGCGGACGGCGGCGAUGAGCGUCACGGUGGCCGUCAACAUGUUCUUCACGGCCUUCAUCGGCCAGAUCUUCCUGACGCUGCUCUGCCACCUCCGCUUCGGGCUCUUCUACUUCUUCGGCGGAUGGGUGCUGCUCAUGACGCUCUUCAUCGCCAUGCUGCUGCCGGAGACCAAGAACGUGCCCGUCGAGGAGAUGGCGCACAUCUGGAAGAAGCACUGGUUCUGGAGGAAGUUCGUCGUCGACACCUCCUCCGACGCGCGCAGCGCCGAGAUGAGGAAGAGGAUAGCGCUAGAGAUGAGCUAGCUGAUGCCAUGGUGAGGCAGGCCAUCAUCAUCAGGCAGCAAGUACAUUAAUUUGAUGGAUCAAUAGGUAGACUGCAGCAGAACACAUAUGAUCUGAAUGUUGUUGUAGAUUUGAUCAUACAUACUCAUAGCAUACUCUCUUGUACUAACUGUUUGUUUUACCUUCUCUCUCUCUUUUUUCUUCGGUUUCAUGCCGAUCGAGUUGUCAGCAGCAUUUUUUUUCUUUUCUUUUUAAUUGAAGAAGAAGAAUACAGAAGUACGAUUUAUCAUCCAGUAA
Molecule: messenger RNA, 2708 nt
Organism: Panicum virgatum (switchgrass)
Lineage: Eukaryota; Viridiplantae; Streptophyta; Magnoliopsida; Poales; Poaceae
Product: sugar transport protein MST5-like
Exons: 3
Coding region: 867-2432 (521 amino acids)
Biological process (GO): monosaccharide transmembrane transport
Cellular component (GO): membrane
Molecular function (GO): monosaccharide transmembrane transporter activity
Source: RefSeq, a predicted model, not a curated record